Messenger RNA from Arachis duranensis, 995 nucleotides. Its product is annotated as protein PLANT CADMIUM RESISTANCE 2. NCBI's taxonomy places the organism in Eukaryota, Viridiplantae, Streptophyta, Magnoliopsida, Fabales, Fabaceae. The record is from RefSeq and is a predicted model, not a curated record. The coding region runs from base 48 to 755 and encodes 235 amino acids. The transcript has 5 exons.
UCAUUUUCUGAAAUUCUGAGGGAGAGUACUAUUAUUAAGUACUAACAAUGUCCAUGUACCCAGCAGUAGAUGAAGCAGAGACAUAUGCAAUUCAAGGCCAUAAUCCUGGUGGUUAUGUCAUACCAGCGCCGGCAGUUCCAAACUAUGGUACAUCACAUCCUUAUGCUGCUCCAUACCUCACCGGCGGCAUCAGAGGACCUCUCCAGUUGCAGCGUUGGUCCACCGGUCUCUGCCGUUGUUUUGAUGAUCCUGCAAACUGUGUGGUCACUUGCUUCUGCCCUUGUAUUACUUUUGGACAAAUAGCAGAGAUAGUAAGUAAAGGAACUUCAACAUGCACAUGUGAGGGAGCUAUUUAUGGGGCACUGGCUCUUAUUGGGUUUCCAUGCUUGUAUUCAUGCUUUUACCGCUCAAAGAUGAGGGCACAAUAUGAGUUGCCAGAGGCACCUUGUAUGGACUGCUUAGUUCAUUUCUGUUGUGAAACUUGUGCUCUCUGUCAAGAAUAUAGAGAGCUAAAAAACCGUGGAAUUGACUUGAGCAUAGCUCUGUCGUCGGGGGACAUACUACUGCACCUAAUAGUGACAGUCAAUCUUCUGUCGAAGGAGCCGCUGUGCCUAGCACUGAAAUCGACGUCCAAUACACACAUGACGGGAGCUCCUUGGCAGCGUUACUGCACUGCACGACCUGACGCCAACCUUGAACGGACGUCCGCCAGUGUCCAUCCCUGCUCCUGGUGCAUAGAACGAGCAGCGCUAUAACUGGUAUUUGCCGCCGAUUGCAAGAGGAGUUGCAGUGAAAGGUACAAUGACAGUGCGACCCGGUUAAAGAUAAGGUACCGACGAUGCGAUGAGUGGAUGAGAUGGGACUUCAAGUUAACUAUGCGGUUACAAAUUUAAAAUCCUUUUUUUUUAAAAAAAAAAAAGUUGUUUAAGUUAGCUGGUAUUCUAAUUGAUUACCUAGUGUGAUUGUUCACGUAGUUCUGAUAACAAAAAAUAUUG